Messenger RNA from Cuscuta epithymum, 575 nucleotides. Lineage: Eukaryota; Viridiplantae; Streptophyta; Magnoliopsida; Solanales; Convolvulaceae. The record is from the annotation of a GenBank genome assembly.
GGAUAACAUCCAAAUCUCCUUCGCGAACGUCACUGAAGGUGGAAUGUUUGGACCUCUCUUCAACACAAGAGGAGUGAAGCUAAUGUUUGUGGUGGAAGGAGAAGGAUCGAUGGAAAUGGCGGUAGCGUCCUCCAAGCCAGACAGCGGCUCAUCCGAGAAAGGCAGCACCCGCACGCCGAGCUUCGAGAGAAUAAGCGCCAGAUUGUUCCCGGGAACCGUGAUCGUGAACCCGGCCGGGCACCCGUACGUGAACGUGGCGGAGCGGAGGAGCCUGAAGCUCCUCUGCUUCCACAUCAAUGCCCGGAACAACGAGAAGGUGCCGCUCGCCGGGAAGAACAACGUGUUCAUGAACUUCGAUAGGAUCGCGGAGGACAUCGCCUUCGGUGGCAGCCGGAAGGACGUGGAACAGGUGUUCGGAAGCAACAGUGAUAAUGAGCUGUUCUUCAAGGGGCCGAGGGAGGAGCGUCGUGCGGUUGAGUAAGAAAUGAGAGAGAUAUUGCACGUACGUCUUUUGCAUGAAUGAAUGGAUGCAUGAUGCAUGCAUGUGUCUUGUAUGAAUAGUCUAGUGGUUUGGC